AUGCGUCAAGCAAAUAAACCAAGCGAAUUUGAUUCAACUGUUAUUGAGCGGGAUCCUGGUUUACAAUUGCAAAUUUGUGAAUAUCCGGUUAAUCAACGGGAUGAGUCGAUCAGUCGUUCUGCACUUGUUGAUGAGGGGCUUAACAAUUGGAAGAAAGUAAAUGAUGGAUCCAAAUGUGUUUUUUUGCUUCAUGUCGGACUUGCAUCUUCAUCGCAUAGUUAUUAUGUUAUUAGUCAUAACAAUUUAAAGAAAUCUUCCCAACACAUUGAAAAAGUGUUGAAUGCGCAAUCAAAAGAAGAAAUUUUGAAGAAUCGAAUGCGGGUAAAGGCAACAAUUGAAACUAUUCAAGUACUUGCUCCUCGAGGACUUGGUUUUAGAGGUCAUGAUGAAAGCUUGACUUCAUUGAAUCAAGGUAAUCUAAUUGAAUUAUUAAAGUUCAAGGCGAGAGGGAAUGAUGCACUUGAGAGCAUUAUAUUAAAGAAUGCUCCACAAAAUGCCAAAUACACUUCUUUGAAGAUCCAAAAGGAGAUUUUGCAUAUACUUGCUAACAGAGUUAGGAAUAUGAUUUUUGAUGAAGUUGCAGGAGGUUAUUUUUGUAUUCUUGUUGACGAAUCCCAAGACGAGUCUGAAAAAGAACAAAUGGCCCUUAUUUUGAGAUACGUCAAGAAUGAUGGUUUUCUAGGGAAAUGGUUCUUUGAUAUCGUGGGUGUCAAAAAUAUAUCUGCAUUGACUCUUAAAAAAGAGAUAUUGAAUAUCCUUUCUCGAUUUAAUCUCUCUAUUCAAAACAUGCGUGGUCAAGGAUAUGAUGAUGCUAGCAAUAUGCGUGGCAAAUGGAAUAGACUUCAAGCUUUAUUUCUUAAACAUUGCCCAUAUACAUAUUAUGCACAUUACUUUGCACAUUGUCUGCAAUUGGCCUUAAUUACGGCAGCAAAAGAUGAGCCUAAUGUUUGGCAAUUUUUUUCUCACUUGAGUUGUAUUGUCAAUCUUGUUGCUUCUUCUCCAAAGCUCCUUGGUGGGUUAAAAUCUUUUCAUAGGAGUGAGGUUGAAAAUAUGUUGGCUAGUGGUGAGCGUCAAUCUAGUAAAGGGGCCAAUCAAAUUGGUACCUUGCAUCGAGCUGGAGCUACUCGUUGGAGCUCGCAUUAUGAUUCUGUUAGAAACUUGAUUGUGUAG
Molecule: messenger RNA, 1170 nt
Organism: Camellia sinensis
Lineage: Eukaryota; Viridiplantae; Streptophyta; Magnoliopsida; Ericales; Theaceae
Source: RefSeq, a predicted model, not a curated record